AGCGCGCGUGUGAUGUGAUGUGUUUGUGUAUCCUCAGUGUUUUUCUCUCUUGCGUGUUUCAUUGAGUGUAAACAGAGUCUUGUCUUUGUGUAUUUUAGUGUUGAGACGUUGAUGAUGAGGUGUGUUGUGCUGUAAAUCAGUAGGAACUGAUCUGUCCAUGCUGGAUAUAUUGAUGAUUUCAUCAGAAAUCUCUCAGCUGAAGAAAGAGGUGGCGUUACUGGAGACAAAGCUGAGGUCAAGAGGAGAUUUAGCAAUGAAUCGAGAGGAUGUGGAUUGUUGUGAAUCUUCAGUGUAUGUGACUGAUGAUGGGAGUCUGGAUUCAGUGUGGAUGAGCAGAGAUCAGAGCCGCACACCACAGCCACUGCUGGACUCUAAACUCUCUGAAGAGAAAUCCAGACACACACAGGACUCCGAUCUCAGUCUGACUUUACUCUGUUAUACUGAGUCAAAGCCCACAGACACUCAGGACACUACAGUGUGUGACAGUAAACAGAGCUUACAGGAGGAUCAAUCCUCCACACAGUCUCUGGAUUCUGUCUGUAACGCUGGAGAACAGCAGCAGAUCCUGCAGACCAAACUGAAGAUGUGUUCAGUUAAACUCAUCGACUUCAAGAACCUCAUGAUGAAGAUUAAAACUGAACCCACAGAAAUCCAAACUGAACCAACAGAAAUCCAAACUGAACCCACAGAAGAGGAAGAUCGCACUGAUUUUAUUCCAUCAGAUGUGAAGAGUGAUUCAUGUUUGGAUAUAGAAAUAACGUCCUCAACAUCAAAAGAGCGACUGACAGCACAAACUCUUUCCUGCAUCACCUGUGGAAAGACAUUCAGCUCACAGAGACUUUUAGAGAGACAUGAGAGAAAACACACAGAACAGAAACUCUUCACCAGAUCUGAGAUCAGCUUUACUACCUUACAAGAGAAGAAACUUCAUUCAGAAGACCACAGAGAGAAGAAGAAGAAGAAGAAGCAGUUUCACUGUGAGCAGUGUGGGAAGAUUUUUGGCUCUUCUUCUAAUCUAAAAGUUCACAUGAGGAUACACAGUGAUGAAAAGCCUUUCAACUGCACUGAAUGUGGAAAUUCCUUCAGAACAAAACAAUAUCUUAAAGUUCAUCAGAGAGUUCACACAGGCGAAAAACCUUUUGAGUGUCCUCACUGUGAGAAGAGAUUUAGCCGUAAACGUGGUCUGAGGAGACAUGUGCUUUUACACACCAAUGAGAGACCGUAUCAGUGCAGUGAAUGUCACAAAACCUUUAGGGAUUCAAGUUCAUUAAAAUCACACCAGAUUACUCAUAAAGAGAAACUCCAUCAGUGUUCACACUGUGAUAAACGUUUCUGUCAUAAAUAUCAGCUGAUAAACCAUGAGAGAGUUCACACUGGAGAGAAACCAUAUCACUGUAGUGUCUGUGGGAAGACUUUUAGUCAACAGUCAAACUUAUUUAAUCACAAGAGAGUUCAUACAGGUGAAAAACCUUUCAAAUGCUCUCAGUGUGACAAGAUGUUUGCUUAUUCAGGUCACUUCAAAGUCCAUCAGAGAGUUCACACUGGAGAGAAACCUUAUCACUGUAGUCUCUGUGGGAAGAGUUUUGGUCAACAGUCAAUCUUAAUAAUUCACAAGAGAAUUCAUACAGGUGAAAAACCUUUCAAAUGCUCUCAGUGUGACAAGACGUUUGCUCAGUCAAGUUUCUUAAAAUCACAUCAAAGAGUUCAUACUGGAGAGAAACCUUAUCAUUGUGGUGUCUGUGGGAAGAGUUUUACUCUACAGACUUCAUUACUAAAUCACAAGAGACUCGCAUGCGCAAGAAAAUAUUGAGACAGGACAUCCCACUACAAACAAUUACACAAAGGCAAUAGACAGCAUUUGUGCACACACUAUUGUUUUUUCUACUUUUAUUUUCACUUAUUUCAAGAACAGAAAACUGUGGAGCAUCUUCGUCACCCUAAUGUUUGAUUCCUGGUCUUUGUUUUCUUCAUGUUUCUUCUAAACUUUGUUUGCCAUGGUGGAUCGUCUACUUUUCUACACCUAUCCUAAAUUUUUUUAAAGGCGGAGUCCACAAUGUUUGAAAAACGCGUUGGAAAAGGAGACGGGCCGACUACCAAAACACACUUAUAGCCAAUCAAAUCAAAUGCCGGGUUGCGUAUGUGUGGGGCGGGUCUAUCAACAGAAGGUCCAGAUUCUAUUGGGGUGGGGGCGUGUUUGUUUGGGUGAUUUCAAAUAUAAACAUUGGCUUUCAAACAUCGUGGACUCCGCCUUUAAUGGCGCUUUUCUGUUGUAUAGUACCUAGCGGUUUGGUUUGGGUCGGGUCAGCUUACUUUUGGGAGCUUUUCCACUGGGUGAAGUACGUAGUACCCGAUACUAUUUUUUAGUACCACCUCGGUUGGGAAUCCAAGCAACCCGAGCUGAUACCAAACAUGACGCGAAAACACUGUAGAUUACUGAUUGGUUUGAGAGAAUCGUCACUGUCAGCGUCAUUGCUAUAAUCUAAAAGAUUAGCUUUACCUCAGUGCUAGCUUGUUGUCAUUUGUUGUCAUGUCAGGCUGAUUGGGUUAGAAUGCCACACUUGACAUGUUAAAAGGAGGAUGAUGCUUGAAAUCAUUGUUCUUCCAUUGUUAACCAUGGUGACCUGCAAAGAAACGUGUGGAGCCAUCAUUGAGUUGCAUAAAAAUGGCUUCACAGGCAAGGAUCUUGUGGCUACUAAGAUUGCACCUAAAUCACCAAUUUAUAGGAUCAUCAAGAACUUCAAGGAAAGAGGUUCAAUGCUUGUAAAGAAGGCUUCAGGGCGUCCAAGAAAGUCCAGCAAGUGCCAGGAUCGUCUCCUAAAGAGGAUUCAGCUGCGGGAUCGGAGUGCCACCUUUGCUCAGGAAUGGCAGCAGGCAGGUGUGAGGCGAAGACUUUUGGAAGAUGGCCUGGUGUCAAGAAGGGCAGCAAAGAAGCCACUUCUCUCAACAAAAAAACCACAUCAGGGACAGAUUGAUCUUCUGCAGAAAGUAUAGUGAAUGGACUCCUGAGGACUGCUGCAAAGUCAUAUUCUCUGAUGAAGCCCCUUUCCGUUUGUUUGGGGCAUCUGGAAAAAGGCUUGUCAGGAGAAGAAAAGGUGAGCGCUACCAUCAGUCCUGUGUCAUGCCAACAGUAAAGCAUCCUAAAACUAUUCAUGUGUACAUUUGCCUCUCAUCCAAGGGAGUAGGGUCACUCACAAUUCUGCCCAAAAACACAGGCUGGAAUAAAGAAUGGUACCAAAAUACCCUCCAACAGCAACUUCUUCCAACAAUCCAACAACAGUUUGGUGAAGAACAAUGCAUUUUCCAGCACUAUGGAGCACCGUGCCAUAAGGCAAAAGUGAUAACUAAGUGGCUCGGGGACCAGAACAUUGAAAUUUUGGGUCCAUGGUCUGGAAACUCCCGAGAUCUUAAUCCCAUUGAGAACAUGUGGUCAAUCCUCAAGAGGCGGGUGGACAAACAAAAACCCACUAAUUCUGACAAACUCCAAGAAGUGAUUAUGAAAGAAUGAGUUGCUAUCAGUCAGGAUUUGGCCCAGAUGUUGAUUGAGAGCACGCCCAGUCGAAUUGCAGAGGUCCUGAAAAAGAACGGCCAACACUGCAAAUACUGACUCUUUUCAUAAAUGUCAUGUAAUUGUUGAUAAAAGCCUUUGAAACGUAUGAAGCGCUUGUUAUUAUAUUUCAGUAAAUCAUAGAAACAACUGAAACAAAGAUCUAAAAGCAGUUUACAUUAGUAAUACGCUCGCUUAUAAUGUUGAGUCAUAGCCGCAGCAAAUUUAACUGCUUAUGCUAUCGUGUAUUAUGUUGUGCUAUCUGUCGUUUUUCUGUGCUUUUCACUGCUUCUAUUAAUGUAAAGCUGCUUUGAAACAAUUAACUAUUCUGAAAAGUGCUAUGUAAAUAAAAUUGAAUUGAAUUUAUACUUUCGUCUUCCCUUGGCCUAGACAUAAGUUAGAGUCUCAGACGUGCGCUACGGCUAGAUGGUGCUACAGGUGUUAAUUCUACAUCCGACAUAAAGCACAUUUUACAUACAAAGUAGGAUUAGGACCGGGUUUAUGCCCAGCAUGUGCAACCGGCCCCAGGGGUUUAGUUAUCCUUUAACCCUUGUGCAUCAAUUAAAAAAGUUACACAUAGGUUCAUAGGGGACAAAAAUGUCCAUGUCCAAAAAGUGUCAUAAAAAUAUUAUUAAUUUAUAUUUUUUUCCACUUUCACUGAUGUCAUUUUUAAAACCAGCAUCAGCUCUAAUCACAAUGACCAAACAUUCAUUAAUUUUCAGAAUUUUAACCCUUUAAAUGCUGGUUUGUUUACAUGAUGCCACUGCUGUUUUUUUAUGAAAAAAAGAAAUUUUUUAUUUAUUUUAAAUUUACUAAAUGCUAAGCAGAUUUUUUUUUCUUUGAUUAUUACAGCCUUGGAUAUGUCAAUGAUUAACAACAACAUAAAUUUUUAUGCAAUCAUAUUUUUUAUGCAGUAUCAGAUUUAAAAAAAGUUACCUCUCAGGUCCAUAAAGGACGAAAAUGUCCAUGUCAAUAAAGUGUCAUAAAAAUAUUAUAGAUUAAUAUUUUUUUCCACUUUCACUGAUGCCAUUUUUUUAACCAGCAUCAGCUCUAAUCACAAUGACCAAACAUUCAUUAAUUUUCUGAAUUUUAACCCUUCAAAUGCUGGUUUGUUUACACAAUGCCACUGUUGUUUUUUUAUGAAAAAGCGACACCACCUUUGCAGCGGUUGUAGUCUUGUGAUUUCCAGUACAAUAUAUAUAUUUUUCAUUCAAACUGUUCAUACACACACACACACACACACACACACACAUUCUGGUUUCCAUGUUUUGUGGGGACAUUUCAUAGACGUAAUGCAUUUUAUACCAUACAAACUGUAUAUUCUAUUCCCCUUACCUACCCCAUUCCCUAACCCCAACCAUCACAGAAACCCUUCUACUACUUCACAUUUUCAAUAAACAUCAUUCUGUUUGAUUUAUAAGCUUGUUUUUUCUCCUGGGGACCUCAAAAUGUCCCCACAAGGUCACAAAAAUACUGGACUGGUAUUUAUAUCUUUGUGGGGACAAUUGGUCAAUUACCAGGUACACACACAUAAAAUUUUCAGUACACACAUACAAACCACACUCUGACAUCCAUACCAACACACCCACACAAUUAUAGCUUCAAAAUAUAUCUAAUUGGCUCUAUAAUAUGCAUAAGCCGAAAACAGCAGAAAGCAACAAUAAAGCAAUAAUUUGCUUUAUAUGCCAAAUCUAAAAAAAUGGCACCAUCUGGGAAAAAAAGUACAAAUUAAAAUUUUGAAGCCUUGCCAACAGAAUGAAAGCCUGUUAACAAAGAUUGCAUCAUUUUAUAGUUGAAUGGCACCGGGAUUAAAAAUUGCAGUUUUAAUGGGUUUCAAUGGGGACAUUUUUGUCCAAAAGGUCCUGAGAGGAACUAUUUUGUGUACCUAGUAGAAAAUAGAUUUUUUUUUUAAGGAAAUGAAGGUGAAAUAUUAAAAUUGGAAAAGCCAAAAAUGCCCUCAAGGAUGCACAAGGGUUAAUAGUAAAAUAAGAACAAAUAAUCAAAUUAUGAACAAUAUCGCAGAUAAAUACAAACACACAAAUGAAAUAAAACUGUGCUGUUUGGGUUUUUCAGAUUGAUCUAAAAGUUCUGUAUUUUGGAGGUAAGGUGCCAAGCUGGUAAAGGGUGUAUGUGUCCAGAAGGAAACAAACUGUCAAAAACUAUAUACAAUAGUGUUAAUUCAUGUUGUUUUUCAUAUUUUAUUUACACAUUUUUUUUUAUCUUUUAAAAACUCUUUUUUUAUGUGUCAAACUUGUUUAUUUUAUAUUGUGUGCUGUGUGAUUUUACAAAUUGGUUUCAAAGUUUUAAUGUCAUGGGACCACAAUGUCAUUAAUUGUUCAUUAACUUUGCUUGGUAUAGGAACACACUGAGAAAGGAACUGUUCAGAUUAUUCAGUAAAUUCUUUGUUCAUUUUUACAAUGAUGUCUUCUGACUUCUGCUAUAUGCCUAUUCUCUUGGCUGGUAAAUUAAAGUUUACAUAAUUA
Messenger RNA from Paramisgurnus dabryanus, 6027 nucleotides. The record is from RefSeq and is a predicted model, not a curated record. NCBI's taxonomy places the organism in Eukaryota, Metazoa, Chordata, Actinopteri, Cypriniformes, Cobitidae.